CCAUGCAGGUUUUUAUUCUCCUUUUGAUAGUCACCGCCAUUAGUGCAUCUCAUUACCGUGGUGGGACCUUUAACUAUAAAAAGCUGAACGAUACGGCUAUUAAAGUACGAUGGAGACUAGCAGCGAAACGGUCAUGGGGUGCGGAGUACGAAUGCAAGUCGUUAGGACAACACAUCGAAGGCGAAUACAACGGUAUGCUAAGAUGUAUCAACUGUGGGACAAAGCAGCUUGUUGCCGGCCCUCUAAAUUACGAAUGUAUAAGCUUCAGUGAAGACCAAAACUGGAGCAUGGUAGAAGGUGAUACGAUUUAUGUUGCAGAUCGUUCAAAUUUUACUCUCGUCUACCAAGUAGAACCGGAAAGAAAUUGUCGUAUGUCAAGUAACUGGAUUGACUUGGUCAACUAUGGCAUACGUCUCUGCUGGCGACUUGUCACCAAGGUAGAUCUCACAAAGGAUAACAACCACUCGCCUGUAGUCACCAUGUUACCAGUAUAUACUGUACGAUCUGGCUGUAAAAGCGUUAUUCCUAUCGAAGCCUCUGAUCCAGACGGGCAUGUUGUUCGUUGCCGAUGGGCGAGCAUGGCCAAGGGUGAGUGUCCUGUGCCAGUAGACGGAAACAGUGUAUGUGAGAGUGCUACAGACAACGCUAUUCUAGAUAAGGACCGUUGCGAACUUGAGAUUCCAGUGCUGGGUGAGGCGGGAUGGUAUGGAGCGUCUAUCAUGGUUGAAGACUUCAUUGAUAAAGAUUCGACAGAACCGCUCAGUUCGGUUCCAUUUCAAUUUCUUCUGAACGUAACGCAACGUAAGGGUGCACUUCACUUUAUCUUUGCAAGUAGCUACUCAAAUCAUUAGUUAGAAAAUGUAAAC
This is a messenger RNA of Anneissia japonica, 866 nucleotides long. RefSeq lists its product as uncharacterized. Lineage: Eukaryota; Metazoa; Echinodermata; Crinoidea; Comatulida; Comatulidae. The record is from RefSeq and is a predicted model, not a curated record. The coding region runs from base 3 to 851 and encodes 282 amino acids. The transcript is spliced from 5 exons.